Adineta steineri is the source of this 2538-nucleotide messenger RNA. NCBI's taxonomy places the organism in Eukaryota, Metazoa, Rotifera, Eurotatoria, Adinetida, Adinetidae. The record is from the annotation of a GenBank genome assembly.
AUGUCGAUUGAUCUGACUAAUCUUGGAUCAUUAACCCCAAUUCAUACUGAUUUUGGUAAUAAUAAAGAUGAUCUUCUUGUUGUGGAAUAUGAUGUACCACAAACUAAAGUCAAACAAACACUCUUCUAUAAAUAUGGUCAACUUUCCAUACCGAAAUGGGCAUUAAUACCAGCAGGUAUUCUUGCAUUCGGUUUAAUAACUGCUUUAUUUGCUAUUAUUAUUAAUUCAAUUCUUGCACAAUCAUCAAUAACAGUAACAUAUUCUCAAUACUGUUCGAAAACAUCAGUAUGUAAAGAAGGUGUUGGUUUAACAUGUGGAUCACUAUCAAAAUGUGUAUGUAGUUCAACUCAACAGUAUUGGUAUGAAAAUCUAUGUGUUGAUCAGCCAACAUAUACAGAACAAUGUAAUCAGACAACUGAAUGCCGUACUGAUCUUGGUUUAAUAUGUGCUGAAAUCAAUGGUCAAUGUAAUUGUCCAAAUACAACUAAAGUUCAAACAUGUGAUUGUUCUUCAACUUCAUAUUGGACUGGUUUAAAGUGUACAAAUCGUUUAAGUUAUCUAGGUGCAUGUACUGUUGCUGAUACUAGUUAUCAAUGUUUAAGUACUUUAUAUUGUAAUGGUUCAAUGUGUAUAUGUUCACCAUACACUCAAUAUUGGAAUGAUACUGCAAGCGAAUGUUAUUCUGUUGAUAAAUAUCAUGCUCUUUGUAAUACAUCAACUUCAUAUAGUUGUGAUGCAAGUGUUUCAUUACAAUGUUUAUUUGCUGGUGGUGGUUCUCAAUGUCCUUUUAAUGCUACUGCUAAUACAACGUCAUGUGAGUGUGCAAAUGGAACUUAUUGGAAUGGUGGAUCAUGUGUUACUAAAAAAUCAAUUAAUAUAGCUUGUUAUUGGAGUUGUGAAUGUAAUACUGACGCUGGUCUUCAAUGUCUUAAUCUAACGUGUGUUUGUCCUAGUAAACAAUAUUGGUCAACACAGACAUCUUCAUGUGAAGCUCAAAAGAAUUAUACAGAAACAUCAUGUUCUAAUACUACUCAAUGUGAUUCAACACAAGGUUUAACAUGUUAUCUAUCUGGAUCAGCAUGUAAUUGUCCAAUUACUUCAUCAGUUAAUAUGUGUGAUUGUUUGUCAACUCAAUAUUAUGAUUAUAAUCUUACAUCAUGUCAAACACUUCAAUUAUAUAAUGAUACAUGCUAUGGUAAUUAUAUGUGUGAUUCAACAGUAGGUUUGUUUUGUCAACUGAAUACUAAUAGUGCAGCUAAUUGUUCUUGUCCUGAACCUAUUCGUUUAUAUAUGUGUGAUUGUAACAUCACAUCUUAUUGGAAUGGUCUUGCAUGUGUAUCACGUUUAGCACCAAACGUGUCAUGUACAUAUGAAUAUGAAUGUGAAGCAAAUUUUACAUGUUAUGUAAAUGAAACAGAUAAUGGUAUAUUUUCGGAUGUAUGUCGAUGUCCAAUAGGAUAUUAUUAUGUAUCUGGAAGUGGUUGUGUUCCAUCAGUGAAUUAUUCUCUAUCCUGUGAAGGAUCAUAUCAAUGUUAUGAACUAGCACCACUUUCCUGUCGAUAUAAUUAUACGGGUUUAACAUGUUUAGAUAUAGGUGCUUUACCUGCAUGUGAUUGUCAAGAUAAUUAUUAUUACAAUACUAAUUCAGGUCUUUGUUUACCAAAAUUAAGUCGAUUAGGCAAUUGUACUCUUAGCUGUCAAUGCAGUUCACCUUAUGUUUGUACACAAAACUUUCAAUGUGAUUGUAUAGACUAUUAUAGUACUGUAAAUAGCAGUUGUGUUCAAUAUUUACAAUACGGUGAUGCAUGUACAAAUGUGUCUCAAUGUGCAGCAACACCAAGUACUAAUAUGUCAUGUGUGAAUGGAACGUGUGGUUGUAUUUCAACAGGAUAUUGGAGUGGAUCUCAAUGCUCAUUUACAACCAAUUUUCGAUCUAUAUGUACUAAAGAUAAGGAAUGUUUCGGUGAUUUAACAUGCAACAAAAUUAGUUGUAUUGACUCAAACAAAAGAUGUUCAUGCCCUAAUAACCAGGUCUAUAUUGUAGCCAAUACUAGUUGUGUACAAUGUAGUGGAACAAUACUUGGUAGUUAUACAAAAACCGCUGUUAAUUUUGUUAGUUCUGACUCAUGUGUCGCCAUUAAAGCCCCAGCAUAUUUGUUUUCCUCUACUUUAUCAUAUUUGACUGCUAAUACGUUCUGUACAAGUGUCCCAGCCAUAUCCAGCCGUACACCACAGUUAAUUAGUCUUCAUAAUUUAACUGAUCUAAAUUGCCUUGCUACUGCUCUGAAUACUGUAAGUGGUAGUCCGAAAUGUUCAACUAAAUUGUACUUUCUUGGUUUUAAUUCAACAAGCCUGACAUUCUAUGAUGGAACACAAUAUUAUCCUACGUUUAUAGGUACACCUAUAGGUCCAUCAAGUUGUCUUACUAUAUGCUUAAAUGGUGGCAGCACAGGUUCCUUAAUGGCUAGUGAGUGCUCCAAUGCUGGUGGUUUCGAUUUUACCGCGUUUGGUGCCAUUUGUGAUUAUUUUGUAAACUAG